AUGGCCAGCUGGUUCGGGCACGGCUCCUGGUUCUUCCAUCGCGUCGACCUGCAUCGUGGCCUGAGGGAUCUUGCCACGCGUCCCGCCGCCUUCGAGGACAUUGAUAUUGGCCCACCAGUCGACAUGCGCUUGGGAUGUGAGGUGACGGGCGUGAACUGCGAAGAAGGCAUCUUGAAGUUGGCUGAUGGUCGCGCCAUCGCAAAGGAUCUCGUCAUCAUUGCUGAUGGAGCUCAUAGCCGCUUGAUAUCCGACUUCACGGGGCGACCCUCCGAAACGCACCGCACCGGCCGCUCCAUCUACCGCUGGCUUGUUUCAGCGGAUGAGGUCAUGGCAGAACCGGCCCUGCGGGGGCUGUACACUAGGGAGCUACCCGGCUUUACGGGGUGGCAUGAUCCGAACAAGAAGGUCUUUUGGGUCACCUACACCUGCCGAGGAGGCAAGAUGCUGAACAGCGCCGUUUUGCACGACACGCAGGUGGAUGAAGACGAAGGAGACGCUGAGAACCUAUGGCAUUCGCCCGUCUCCAAGUCACAGGUACUCACCAUGGUCCAAAACUUCCACCCGUCCAUGAAGAAGAUCGUUACCAUGGCCAGCGAGGACGGCAUCAAGGUUCACCAUCUGUACAAGAGGCCGCCCCUGACCAGCUUCGUCCGCGGCCGUACCGCCGUGGUCGGCGACGCAGCCCACGUCAUGCUGCCUACCCACGCCGCCGGUGCCGGUGUCGCCAUUGAGUCUGCUGCGUCGUUGGAAGUCCUGUUUCGAGGGGUGGAUGGCAAGGACGGCCCAGCCAUGAAACAGCGCAUGGAAUUGUUCGACAGGUUGCGCAUCCCGCGGUGUAACCUCACCAUGUUGGCGUCCAAUGCCGGCCCGGAAUGGACAAAGGUACCCGGCUUCGAAGAGGGAGUACGAAAAUUCUACUCUGGUCCACUUCCGCCUCUCGGCGCCAUGCCAUACAGCAAGCCCUUCAGAGAGGUCCUGUUCCGCCACGACGAGUUCCAAGCAGCGGAACAGGCCUUGGCCGAGUCCAUGUCUUCGGAGCUGUGA
Molecule: messenger RNA, 1044 nt
Organism: Parathielavia appendiculata
Lineage: Eukaryota; Fungi; Ascomycota; Sordariomycetes; Sordariales; Chaetomiaceae
Product: FAD/NAD(P)-binding domain-containing protein
Exons: 2
Coding region: 1-1044 (347 amino acids)
Molecular function (GO): FAD binding; monooxygenase activity
Source: RefSeq, a predicted model, not a curated record